Molecule: messenger RNA, 1763 nt
Organism: Eucalyptus grandis
Lineage: Eukaryota; Viridiplantae; Streptophyta; Magnoliopsida; Myrtales; Myrtaceae
Product: RHOMBOID-like protein 1
Biological process (GO): proteolysis
Cellular component (GO): membrane
Molecular function (GO): serine-type endopeptidase activity
Source: RefSeq, a predicted model, not a curated record
AACAGAAGAAAAAAAAGGGGGAAAAAAAGGAAGGAAAAAUGAAAAUCUCUGUGUCUUCGGGAAAGGAUUCGUGCGAGAUCGGACAUGGAAUAUAAACUGUCAAACGGAAGCGACAACGGAUCACCCCAAAGAUAGCACAAAACCCAUCAACCCACGUCACGGUUUCGCAAGAUUUCUUUUUUUUUUUUUUUUUUUCUCUAUUCUCGUUCGCUUUAACAUCGAUCGCAUCCGUAUCGCGUUCUUUUAGCUGCCGAAGGAACGGGAAAAAAGAGGAGUUUCCCUCCAACCCAAUCCCAAAAAGGGACGAAAAUCUCGCCUUUUGAUAAUUCAUCUCCGACCCAAUCCGAACGGGGGCCAAAAAUCUCGCCUUUUGAUGAUUCAUCUCCGACCCACAUGGGUUCGAGAUUGAAUUUUCGUCCCCGAAUCCCAAUGGCGACGACAAGCUAACGCAUUUUCGAUAAGAAGAGCGGGGAGUUGCGAUGAAGGGCAAGGAUCCUUCGCCGGAGGUGCAGAUCACGGUGCAGGGGCGGGGCGGGGACGGCGGGGUGGCGGCGGGGGCGGAGGACCAUGUGUUCCGGCAGGUCAGGUACAGACGGUGGGUCACGUGGCUGGUCCCGUCGUUCGUGGUGGCCAACGUGGUGAUGUUCUUGGUGACCAUGUACGUGAACGAUUGUCCCAAGAAAUCCGGUUUUUGCAUCGUCAGGUUUCUGGGGAGGUUCUCUUUUCAAACGCUCAAGGAGAAUCCCCUGCUCGGGCCUUCAUCGGAUACGUUAUACAAGAUGGGCGCUUUAGCAGUUGCUGACGUGGUUCAGAGGCACCAGGCUUGGCGCCUAUUUACCUGCAUAUGGUUGCACGCUGGGGUUUUCCACAUGCUGGCAAAUAUGUUGAGUCUAGUUUUCAUAGGGAUCCGACUUGAACAGGAAUUUGGUUUUGUUCGAAUUGGGCUACUGUAUGUUAUAUCUGGCUUUGGUGGAAGUUUAUUAUCAGCCCUAUUCAUUCAAUCUAGCAUCUCGGUUGGUGCAUCGGGUGCCCUUGGUUUGCUAGGGAGCAUGCUCUCCGAACUCAUUACAAAUUGGACAAUAUAUGCGAACAAGUUAGCGGCAUUGUUAACUCUCAUCGUCAUCGUUAUAAUAAAUCUCGCGAUGGGUAUUCUGCCUCACGUGGACAACUUUGCUCAUAUUGGCGGAUUUCUUUCUGGUUUUCUUCUUGGCUUUGUGUUCCUAAUUCGGCCGCAGUUCGGGUGGGUUAGCCAAAGAAAUGCUCUUCCUGGAAGAGCAACCCCUUCACUUAAACCAAAGCACACGAUGUAUCAGUAUGUGCUAUGGGUGAUUUCUGUGAUUCUACUAAUCUCAGGGUUGACAGUUGGCCUGGUGAUGCUCUUCCAUGGAGUUAAUGCAAAUGAAUACUGCUCGUGGUGUCAUUAUAUGAGCUGCUUCCCCGGCUCAAAAUGGAGCUGCAAGUCGCAACAAGUAUCCUGCAUGAUGAACCAAACUGGGAAUGUGCUCGACUUGACAUGCCUAAGCAAUGGGAAGAGCAAUGAUUACAUAUUGUCAAACGACAAUCCUUCCGUGAUCCAGAAUUUAUGUAACCAGCUAUGCAGUUAAUAUUGACUCACAUGAACAGGUAUAGGAGCUUUGCGUAAGCAAUAUUUCUUUCUGUACAAAAUUGGAUUCUGCAUCAGCAGAGAACAUUGUCUUGCAUCCUGUGAAAAGAAUUAGGAAAAAGACGAAAAUAGUCAAUUCACUAUAACCGAUUUUGACUUA